Molecule: messenger RNA, 939 nt
Organism: Lotus japonicus
Lineage: Eukaryota; Viridiplantae; Streptophyta; Magnoliopsida; Fabales; Fabaceae
Exons: 1
Coding region: 1-939 (312 amino acids)
Molecular function (GO): catalytic activity
Source: RefSeq, a predicted model, not a curated record
AUGAAAAUAAUCUCCUGGAGCAUACGUGGAGCUUUGCAUGAGAAUGGAAAGCUUUUUGUGAAGGAACUUGUCAGGACCAAAAAUCCUGAUAUCAUUUUGCUCUAUGAAACUCGUUGUCAAUCUGCUCGAGUAUCCAGGUUUUGGAAUAGCCUAGGGUUUACUCUGGGAUUCGUGUCUGAAGCUUUCGGUUACAGAGGAGGGAUUUGGGUGUUGAUUCGCUCAAAUGCCACCUUUUCCUAUUGCCUAGUUCAUAGUCAUGGACAAGCAAUCUCCUUUGAGCUGUGGCGGGAUAACCUUUCCUGGGUUUGCACAGCAGUGUAUGAGUCCCCGACUCCAGUUCUGAGAGAGGAACUUUGGGAGCACCUCAGUCUCAUGCGGAAUACUAUUCUGAGCCCGUGGUUGCUCAUUGGAGACAUGAACGAAGUCCUACUUCCCUCUGAAGUGAGAGGUGGUGAUUUCUUUCCGAACCGUGCUGAUAAGUUUGCAGAAGUCUUGACGGCUUGUAACCUGGUAGACCUUGGGCUAGUUGGAGGUAAGUUUACGUGGUUUCGUCACAGAAACCAAAGGAUCAUGCUUUCUAAGCGUUUGGACCGUGGCCUGGGUGAUGUCGACUGGAGACUUGCCUUUCCCGAUGCUUCUGUUGAAGUUUUACAUCGGGCUCAUUCGGACCAUUGUCCACUCUUACUUCAUUGCGGAGGCCAAAAUCACCGUACUAAUGGUCCAAAACCUUUUCGGUUUAUAGCAGCAUGGGCCGAUCAUCCAAUGUAUCAAAGUAUUGUUCAAGGAGCUUGGCAACGUGGGACAAACGACAUCCAGGCCAAGCUAGACCAGAUUCGCAAGGACUCUGAAGUUUUCAACAAAGAAACUUUCGGGGACAUCCUCAGACGCAAGCGUUGGGUGGAGGGACGAUUAAAAAGGGGUCCAAAGAGAUCUAGAUGA